UUUGGCAGGCCGAAAAUACUGGCUUAAGCGACGUCGUUUUCCCCAUCUGCAAUCUUUUCCGAGGGUUUAGGGUUUAUUCAUUUGUUCUACGCGUUCCUUCGAUUUUCUCUUAAUACAGAAAUUCCGUCUUCUUAGUCUGAAUUAUUAGCUAAGCGUCUAGGGUUUUUGAUUCGCCAUCCUUCAAUUUCCAGAAGUUCUGUUUUCCGGUGACUGGAUUAUUAGCUAACCACUAAUGGGGAAGAAAAAGCAGAAAGUAGUGCUGCCGCCGGAGCUUCCGCCGGACGUUCCCGAUGAAGACAUUGAAGUUACAGCUGAGGACGUGCAUUUCAUCAACGAGAAUUUGGAUUACGCUAGCUACCUCUCCAAUUUGGACACUAAGUCCAUCACCAAGCAUGUUUCUCGAGUGGCUGAUGUGAACGAGGGGGCUUUAGAAUUAUUAUAUGAGAAAAGGAUGAGAAAAAAAUUGGACGGCAAAGAUAAAGAGCAGCCUGGAAUGGAGGUUGAUCCUGUCGAUGCACUUCCAGUGAAAACCCCGCUCGGGAAGCUUUACUAUAGAAGAGUGACAAAGGAGCCGAAAGAGGGUGAAGAGGAAUCAAAAGAAGGUGAUUCUAUUACUAAGGGUCCUAGUUUUGUGAAAUUGACGAAAACAGAGAAGCGAUUAAAUACUAAGAAAUCGAGGAAAGAGGCAAAGAAACAAGCAAAGGAGGAAGAAGUGCUGCAAAUACCUCAGGCCGAAGUUUUGGAUGAAGUGAAAAAAGAUCUCACUGCUGAAGAAGCCCGUGAGAGCAAGAAAUAUAAACUUGCAGUGUUAGGAACGUCACUACUAGCUGAUCCUGAAUCCAAUAUCAAGAACAUAAAGGAGAUGCUGGAGAUUUCAAAAGAUGAAGAUAGUGCGAUUGUGAUGCUUGGACUCAAAUCACUAGUGGCUGUUUUUAAAGACAUAAUUCCUGGCUACCGGAUCAGGCUGCCCACGGAAAAAGAACAAGAGAUGAAGGUUUCAAAGGAUGUUAAGAAAAUGCGAUUUUUUGAGUCCACUCUGCUGUCUGCAUACAAGGCAUAUGUUCAGAAAUUGGUAGCUUUGCAACAGCAGACUGUUUAUAAGCGAGUAGCUGUCCGUUGCUUGUGUACAUUGCUUGAAGCCUUGCCACACUUUAAUUUUCGUGAGAGCUUGUUGGCCGCAGUUGUGAAAAAUAUAAGCUCCCAGGAUGAUGUUGUAAGAAAAUUUUGCUGCGCUACUAUUAAGUCACUUUUCACUGACAAUGGAAAACAUGGAGGUGAGGCUACUGUGGAGGCUGUUAAAAUGAUUGCAGAACUUGUAAAAGCGUACAACUGCCAAUUACAUCCUGAUUCUAUUGAAGUUUUCUUGUCUCUCUCCUUCGAUGAAGAUCUUGGAAGACCAGAAAAACCUGUUAUGAAUAAGAGAGGCCAAAACAAUAAAUCCAAGAAGAAAAAGGAUGCAGAUGAUCAAAAGCAGAUGCUGGAAAAUGAGAGAAAGAAAAAUAGGAAAGAAAUGUUGUCAAAGACAAGAGAGGAGGUAAAAGCGGACUUCAAAGCUGCUUCAUUUGCUCAAGAUACUCACGAGCGAAGAAGGAUGCAGUCACAGACACUUUCAGCUGUAUUUGAAACAUUCUUCCGCAUCUUAAAGCAUGCUGUGGAGUCAACGUCAGAAGCCAGUUCUGUGCCUGGUACAUCAGGAAGUCACCCCCUACUUGCUCCGUGUUUGAAUGGAAUAGGAAAAUAUUCCCAUCUAAUUGACAUGGAUUUCAUGCCGGAUCUCAUGAACAGUCUGGGAAAACUUGCUGGAAAUGGCAGCAAGUCUUCCGAGAAAUCUUAUCAAUUAACAGUGUCCGAACGAUUGCGCUGCUGCAUUGUUGCUUUCAAAGUGAUGAAAAGCAAUCUAGAUGCUUUGAAUGUCGAUUUACAUGACUUCUUUGUCCAGUUCUACAAUCUGAUACUGGAGUACCGGCCAGGAAGGGAUCAGGGAGAUGUGUUAGCCGAAGCACUAAAGAUAAUGCUCUGUGAUGAUAGACAGCAUGAUAUGCAAAGGGCUGCUGCCUUCAUAAAACGGUUGGCCUCGUUUUCAUUAUGCUUUGGUUCAGCCGAGUCCAUGGCUGCAUUAGUUACAGUGAAGCAUCUUCUUCUGAAGAAUCUGAAAUGCCGUAACCUCUUAGAAAACGAUGCCGGAGGUGGAUCUGUUGCUGGUGCCAUCGCCAAAUACCAACCCGAUGCGAUGGACCCUAACCGUAGUGGUGCACUAGCUUCAGUUCUUUGGGAGCUCAACCUUCUAAAGAAGCACUACCAUCCAGCUGUAUGUUCGAUUGCUAAUAGUAUCUCAACAAUGAACACUUCUAAUAACCAGGUCUAUCAUUCCCAUGUGUCCCCACUUCAAGCCUAUACAGAUUUAUCACAGUUAGACAAGUCUUUUGCUCCGUCUAGUGAUGUAAAGAAAGGAAAUAACAAGAAAAGAAAGGGAAGCGACAAUAUGCCCGUUAAAGUUGUGUCGGAGGCUGAUUUAAUCGAUCAAAUGGAUGAGAAUGUUGUUAGAAAAAAACUCGGUGAGCACUUCUUCUUGCUUCGUGAUAUUCAAGAGAAUGAGAAAUUGAGAUCCGAGUUGGAUCGCACAACAUUGUCGCUAAACCUUUAUGAUCAAUACAAAAAGCAAAAGAAGAGGAAGACGAGGUAAAGAUCAAAGGUACGUCGGAUGAGUGUAAGCGUUUACACUUUUUUCCCGCUCCUUUUUUUUUUGUCCGGUUUUCCCACCUUUUGCAGUUUUGACUUUGGGCCACAAAAGUUCACGAGUCCUAUUUAUUUUUUGUUGUGUAAUGAUUUGAACUGCAUUGCAUUCUUUUUUCAUGGAACUAUGUCAUACUUAAAGAACACGAUAAUUGAAUAUCAUGGAAACACGACUGUAUGUUCGUAUUGCGUUAUACAUGUAUGGUCGAGUGAAAUUCAUGCAUCUAGAUCUAUUUGCGUCUUUUUGAUUUGUAGUUACAUUUAUGAACAUUUAGGGAUGCAACACACAGUGAACUUCACCAGAGUUAAUGUUAAAUAUUUAUUUUACAGUUAA
Messenger RNA from Erythranthe guttata (spotted monkey flower), 3067 nucleotides. RefSeq names its product binding protein. Gene Ontology annotation, molecular function: chromatin binding. Gene Ontology annotation, biological process: DNA replication initiation. Gene Ontology annotation, cellular component: nucleolus. The record is from RefSeq and is a predicted model, not a curated record. NCBI's taxonomy places the organism in Eukaryota, Viridiplantae, Streptophyta, Magnoliopsida, Lamiales, Phrymaceae.